AUGGCAAUCUCUUCCUCAUUCAUCAGCGGAAUCAUGGAUGAGCUUGCCUGCCGCAGCUUUUUCUCAUCCAUCCCUCAGUCCCCAGCCUUCUUCUCCGGCGCCGGCGGCCAACACCCGGUGCUUGAGUUCUCGUACUGCGACGUCCCCGAGCAAUGGCUGGAGGAUGACGACGGCGGCGGCGCAGAGAAGCUCUGGGACGGCACCACAGCGACAGUGUUAGGCACCGGGGCGGCGACGCCCUCGGCACCGGCAGCAGGCAACCACGACGAUGUGUCUGACAAACUGCCGGCGGCACCUGCGCCGCCCAAGAGGCGGCGGGGCCGCAAGCCCGGGCCCAGGACCGUCGGCCCCGUCCUCAGCCACGUGGAGGCGGAGCGGCAGCGGCGGGACAGGCUCAACCGCCGGUUCUGCGACCUCCGGGCAGCCGUCCCCACGGUGUCCAAGAUGGACAGGGCGUCCCUCCUCGCCGACGCCACGGCCUACAUCGCUGAGCUGCGCGGCCGCGCGGAACGGGUCGAGAUCGAGGCCAAGCAGCAGCAGGCCGUCACUGCGGUGGUGCCGCCAGAGGCCUUCAAGGAGAAGCUGGAGGUGCGGAUGCUGGGGCAGCGCGAGGCGGCGGCGCUGCGCCUGACGACGACGGCAGGGACGACACCCCACGACGCCGCCGCGCGCCUCAUGGUCGCGCUCUGCUCCCUGGACCUGCCGGUGCAGCACGCGUACGUGUGCCGCGUGGGCGGCACGACGACCGUGCAGGACGCCGUCGUGGACGUGCCCGUCGCGCUGCGGGACGACGGCGUCCUCCGAGCGGUGUUGCUCCGGAGCCUGCAAGGGAGCGGAUGAUUUGUACGUAGCCGGUGGCCGGGAGGCUUGGUGCACCAUUUGCUCCCAUGGAUCAAAGUUAGCUGUGCUCCAAGCAGCCUCCAGGUUGAAGAAAGCUAGCUGUGCUUUUAUUUGGUGGCCGGCUCCCGGCUGACCGGAUUAAUUAUAUAAUAUACUCAUU
Messenger RNA from Sorghum bicolor (sorghum), 1000 nucleotides. Its product is annotated as transcription factor MYC4. Gene Ontology annotation, molecular function: DNA-binding transcription factor activity; transcription cis-regulatory region binding; protein dimerization activity. The coding region runs from base 1 to 840 and encodes 279 amino acids. Gene Ontology annotation, cellular component: nucleus. NCBI's taxonomy places the organism in Eukaryota, Viridiplantae, Streptophyta, Magnoliopsida, Poales, Poaceae. Gene Ontology annotation, biological process: regulation of DNA-templated transcription. The transcript has a single exon. The record is from RefSeq and is a predicted model, not a curated record.